AGUGACAUAAUACAAGGCCAGAUUUUGUUUAGUCAACAAAACAUGUAAUAAACUAAUUCUUUACGUUGGAUUUGUUCUUUUAAAAGCGGAAGGCUUCUGUUCUUCAGAAUCAGCCCAAAAUUUAUUGAAUUUUCAAUUCCGUUGUGGCCGAAAGGAGUUUUGAAUCUGUUUAGGUUAUGUCUCUCUCCAGUUAAAAUGAAAAUUUCAAGGCAAAAGAAAGUGCAUAGAUACCUAAGCUUUUUCAGCAACAACUACGGUUUCCGAAAACCGUACCAAAUACUGAUUGAUGGGACAUUCUGCUAUGCUGCUUUGAAGAACAAAUUUAACAUCAAAGAACAGACACCAAAAUACCUGGACGGAGACGUAAAAUUAUUGACAACACAGUGUGUGAUACACGAAACCUCAACACUAGGCCACAGUGUUUAUGGAGCAAUGGUGAUCGUCAAGCAGUUUGCAACCCAUAGAUGCAGUCACAAUGAUAAGCCUGUACCAGGUUCCAUAUGCUUGGAAUCCAUGUUGGGAGUCAACAAUCCAAACAGGUAUAUUGUUGCAACACAGGACAAAGAACUCCAAGCCACUGCACGAAAAAUUCCAGGGACUCCACUCUUAUACCUGCAUCAGAAAGCACCAACACUGGAACAACCCUCAGCAGCAAGUUCACGCAUGGCUAGGAUAAACAGUAAUGAAAAAUUUGAAGUGAAUAAAUUUGACAAAGAUACCCUCACUGACUUAAAACAUAAAAAAUUUGGUGUGCCUGAACCACAGGCAGAAAUGCAGAAACGAAAGAAAAAGAGAGGCCCCAACCCUCUUUCUUGCAAGAAGAAAAAGAAGAAACCUGCAAAAGAGAACGAAACACAAACAUCAAAUAUGAAAAAGAGGAAGAGAAUUAGAGUUCCAAAACACGUGAAAGAACAUUGGGUAUCCCUUGUGAAAGAAGAAUUGGCAAAUAACUGAUACAGUUCUUCAUCAGGGGGAGUUUGAUGAUGAUGAUUACAACCACUGAUAUUUUGUAUUUUGUCUAGUGUUUGACCUGGAUGUAGUCUAGUGUCAGACAAAAUACAGUUUGUGAGUUGUACAAAUGAA
This is a messenger RNA of Zootermopsis nevadensis, 1083 nucleotides long. Its product is annotated as rRNA-processing protein UTP23 homolog. Gene Ontology annotation, cellular component: small-subunit processome. The record is from RefSeq and is a predicted model, not a curated record. Lineage: Eukaryota; Metazoa; Arthropoda; Insecta; Blattodea; Termopsidae.